Molecule: messenger RNA, 14624 nt
Organism: Melospiza melodia melodia
Lineage: Eukaryota; Metazoa; Chordata; Aves; Passeriformes; Passerellidae
Gene: ICE1
Product: interactor of little elongation complex ELL subunit 1
Exons: 14
Coding region: 3381-9158 (1925 amino acids)
Source: RefSeq, a predicted model, not a curated record
AUUCUGGGCUUUUUUGUACAGGUUUACAGGUAUCCUGGAGAGAGUCUAAUGAAGGUCCACAGAGAUGAUCAAGUGACUGAAGCAUUUCUCAAAAGAAGUACACUAGUCUCUUCAUGUGACUUGUGAAACAUAUGGUGUUCACAAGCAGAGCAGCAAGCCAUUAUUACCCAAAAGACUGUAUGAGGAGACUAGGAUUGUUGUCAUUUCUUCAGCCAUUCUGCACUUACUUCACAUAUAGACGUACUCAAUGUACUGUGAGCUUAAUAAAAUAGUCAGUACAUUGUCUUAUCUAAGAGCAGCAGAGAGCAGCUACCCCAUUGCUAACUGCAUCUUAAGAGGGAACUGACCACGCUGAUGUGCUGGCAAUUUAUUGUGUCAGUAUAGAUAUAAUGUUUGUCCCUGUCUGUCACUCAUAUCUUCAAGAAGGAGGAGCCAGGGAACUACAGACCAGUCAGCCUCACUUUGAUCCCUGGGAAGGUGAUGGAGCAGGUCAUCCUUGAACUCAUUUUCAGGCACAUGAAGGACAAGAAGCUCUAGAGUAGACAGCAUGUCUUUAUGAAGGGGAAGUUGUGCUUCACUGACCUUAUAAAUUGACAUGUUUUCUAGAUCAGGGGAGAGCAGUGGCUAGUGUCUGACAGGGAAUAAGAUCUCUGACACCGUUUCCCAUAAUAGCCUCGUCAUAGCCCAUUAGUCUGGUGCUGUAGGGGCUGGAUGGGCAGACAGUGGAUCAAAAACUGGCUGAAUGGCUGGGCCUUGAGUGUGAUGGUGAACACUGUGCCAAAGUCUGGUUGGAGACCAGUAGAUAAUACUACCCUAGGGGGAGACAGAGAGGGCUGCGCAGUGGGUCUAGUCCAGUUUAACAUCUUGUUAGUGAUCUGCAUGAUGGGGCAGAGCCUACUGUCAGCAAACUUGACAAUGGCACACGUGUGGCUGAUGGGCCAGAGGGGCAUGCUGCUGUCCAGCACAAGCUUGACAGGCUGAAGAAAUGAGGUAACUUUUCAGCAAAGAGAAGUGUGAAGCCCAGCACCUGAUGAGGAAGAAUCACCAGUAUGUGCUGGUGGACAGCAGCUUGGGAUGAUUUCAUGACGUGAGCCAGUGAUACACACUCAUGGCAAAGAGGUACCAGUAUCUUGGUUUUCAGUGAGUUUUGCCAGCAGGCUGAGGGAGAUGCUAUUCUCUUCUGCUCAGCACUUCUGAUGCAACCCCUGAAAUAAUGUUAGUUCUGGACUUCUCAAUACAAGAGAGACAUGGAUAUAUGGGAGUGUGUUCAGUGAAGGACCAUGAAGAUGAUUAGGGAAUAGGAACAUUUCUCCCAUGAUAGAGGGCUGAGAGAACUGGAACCAUUAAGUCUAGAGAAGAAAAGACUCAGGGGUGGUAUUACCAAUGUCUAUAAAUACCUGAAGGGAGCAUGUAAAGAAAAAAGAACCAGGCUCACUUCCUUGGACCUCAGUGAUAGGACAAGAGGCAGUGGGAACAAACUAAGACAAAGAAAGAAGGUCAUGUUUCCUGUGAACAUCAGGAAAGACUUUUUGCUGUGAGAAUGAUUGAGUACUUCCAUGAAUUGCCCUGGGAGUUUGUGGCCUUAUCAUCCUUAGAAAUCUUCAGAAGCUAUUUGGAAAUGGUCCUGGCCAGUGAGCUGUAGGUGGCCCUGCCUGAGCAGUGUGGGUUGAACGCCAUAACUUCCAGUGGGUUCUUGCCACCUCAGCCUCAAUUCUGUGAUGCCAUAGCUGUUUUGUAUACCUCUGAUACUGAGGCCAUUUGAAGCAGUAGGUCAUAUGAGUUCAGUAAUUUGAAAGCUGGAUUUUUCCAGAAGCAGAAUAAUAGUGAAUUGUGCAUAAAAUUACUGUUAAUUUACAGGUACUAUUAAAAAACUUAGGUGAGAAAUUAUCACUCAUGUCCUUUGGUCCAGUCUGCUAUUCAGAGCCAGUGUUAAAGUUAGUUUGCUCAGGACUGUCUAGUUGAGAUCUGAAUAUUCUACAGGGAUGGCAGUUCCCAUGGAGUACAACUUCUCUUAGCGUAGCAUUCUGUCAGCUGCAGUUGUGCAUGUGUCUUAAGGAUCAGAUGUUGAGGAACUUGAGUUGGGUAACAUAAAAGGAGUUCUGCCCAAAUGCAUCAUCUGCAAACUGCUUUUUGUAAAUUGCUAGAUUUAACAUCUACCUAUUUUCUUCAUGUAGUUGUGUGUUGAUGAAAUUAGUAUAGUUCUGCAUAUGUAAAUGUAAUUACGUAAUUUAUAAAUAUUAUUGCAAUGAUUAUGUCGGCACUUUGUUUCUCUUUGUUCAGAUUCUUGUUAUUUGUAUCCUAGUUUUUUUUAUCUCAAGUUGAAAAAUGCCUAUGAGGAUCAUUGAGUCCAACUCCCUUCUCCUCGCAGGACUAUUUAAAACUAAGCUGUAAGACUAAGACUAUCAUUCAGGUGCUUCUGGAACUUUGACAGGUUUGAUGUCAAUGAUUGCUUCCCUGGGGAGCCUGAAGAACCUUUUCCUAAUGUUCCAUCUAAACUUCCCUAGUGCAGCUUCAAUGCAUUUCCUUCUGUCCUAUCACUGGUCACCAGGGAGACGAGAUAAGCACCUUCCUCUCCACUGUCCCCUGCUGAAGAAGUUGUAAACUGUGAUGAGGUCACCCCUCAGCCUUCUCUUUCCUGAGCUAAACAAGCCACUCAUGGUCUUCCAACACAGGUUUCUGGUAGUCCCAGGGUCUGUCAUUGGUGACAGAUGUGAAGAAGGCAUUAAAUACCUCUGCUUUGCAUCCCUAUUUGUGAUGUGACUAACCACAUCAAGCAAUGGACUGAUGUUAUUUCUGAUCUUCCAUUUGCUGUUAAGAUAUUUUGAAAAGCCCCUUUUGUUGAAUUCUAAUUCAGCUUGAAUUCUAAUUGAGCUUUGGCUGCAUGAACUUUACCUGCAAUGGUAAACAGCAUCUCUGUGGUCUUCCUGUGUCGACUUAUCUUGCUUCCAAUGUCCAUGCAUUGCAUAUGUAGUACUUCUGUGCCUUCACUUGAAGAUAAUCUACAGAGAAACAGAAGUUCGUUACGUCCUGUUUUCUAAAGGACAACUCCCCCCUUCCCCUGCCUCCCUGUAUUUUUUUCUAUGAAGGUGUUUUAUGAGGAAUUUUGCUGAAAUUCUCACCUAUGGCUUGACUGUCAAAGCCAUCAUAUAGAAAAGAGAAAGAAACUGGAAACUAAAGUGAAAAAACUUGAAGAGGCUGCAACAAAGCAUGCACAGGACUUCAGACAACUAAAAACUGAAAAGAAAAGGCUUGAAAAGGAGCUGAAAAAAGCACAAGGAAAGCUUGGUGGUGUAAUUAAAGAGAAGUGCAGAAAAUUUAAACAUGCAGAAACUCAGAGUUCAAGUGAAGAUCUUGCAACGUAUAUAGACAAAGGAAGAGCGAUGUUCUUAUUAGAACAACUCCGGAUGUGCAUUGACAGUGCAAAAGGAGAAAGAGAGAAUGAGAAAAAUGAUCCUGUCUUAGACACCAUACAAAUCCACCAAAAGAUCAGGAAGAGUGAUGGCAAAACACUACCUUGGUGUUCCUCAGGGGAAAGUGCUGUAAAGCAAAAUUCUGGAACAGCGAUGAUAAUUCAAACAAGUACUGAGCCUUUUGGAGAUGAUUGUGCUGUGAACAGGACUACUGAAGAACAACUUCACAGUAGUGAGGAUAAAAAUGUAGAUGUGAUAAUACAGACAGGCAGGGAGCACAGCGCUUCAGACUUCUCCAGUCAGGAGUGGAGAGACCCAGGUGGAAAUGUGAUGGAUAUAUUGAAUUGGGCCAGACCUCUUCCUGCUCUACUUUCUCCGGUACAGCUUUCACCACUGACUACACAGGAUAUGUUCUUGGGAGAAGUCACAGGUUCCAGUGAUGAAGAAGAUGAUUGCAGUACUUCUGCACUGGAGGAUAUUUUACAAGAAGACCAAGUUCAGCCUCUGAGUUGUAAUGUAAUCAGCCCUGGUGAUGAGUGUAACAGACAGUGCAAAUCAUGUGAGCAUGGUUUUGAUGCAGAAAUCUCACUUAAUCUGAGUUGGAAUGAAAAGAAUAUUCAUAUGAGUCCUAAGACGUCAAGGAAGGAAAGAGAUGCUGAAAGAGAGCAAGUUGAAGGUGCUACUCUAACGACAAGCAUGAUAACUAACAAAAAUUGUUUGGAGGAGAAUUCUGGGGAUGUGGAAACUAAGAACAGAAAACUAACUGGAGCAACAGCACACAAAUCGGAAGACAUGGAAGAACGGAAAGGAGAGGGUGAGGACAUGAACAGUGAAGAGGGAGAUUCUUCAGCAGAUUUUAUGUUACAAAGUUUCAAGUCUCAGAAACAGGUAGAAAAAUGUAGUGUGGUAGAGCAAACAGAGGAGAAUGUAACCUUAGUUAGAGCUGUUGAUAAUGAGGGUACACAUGAAAAAUGUGAUGAAUUAGUGAAUGUAGAGAGAAAUAAAUUAAUAGCACAGAGAGAAGCUUCCAGGGAAGCAUCUGUUCUGCAGAGUGUUUCUCAUUUCCUAUCUAAGCAAUGCAUUAUGCUUCAAAGAGAAGAUGCUGAGGAAAAAUCUGAUGAGUUGAUAGAAAAUAAAUCAAAAAAUGUAGUCAAAUUAACUAAUAUAACUGGAGCUAUUGAGAUCUCUGCACACUCUCAGUGCUCUGAAAUAAAAUAUGACAGUGAAGAGAUUCUGGAGAAACAACAUAUGCACACAAAAGACAAAGUGAACAGAGAAUGUGAACCAGAGACUGUUAAAGUCUCUAGGCAUUAUUUACCUGUAUCUGCUACUGAAGGAAUCAGAAUUUUGUCAGUCUUUCCAAAUGAUGAACACCUCAAAACUGAAGACAUGAAUAUAACCAGAGCUCCAACUCCUGAACUACCUAUGAAAUUUAACAGAGGAAGUGUUCUAGAAAUAGCUGAAUUGUCAGAGCUACUCCAUAGUGCAGAAAAUGUAAAACUAGUAGAUAUAAAGGAGGUGGUAGGUUUACAAAGCAAACCACAUCACGAGGAAGAUGGUGGUAAUUUAUCUCAAAGGAAGUCAAACUUAGAAAAUAUACUUUCACUAUCAAAGACAGCAUGCAUUAUUGGUGCAGAAAGCAGUGUAGCUAAGUGUAAAUCUUCUGCGUUCGAUUUUACAGAAGUGAAAGGUGAAAUAAAACAACCUGAAAACUUAUGUAAGACAUUAGAAUGUGGGCAGUCCAAAUCUCAAAACUUUAGACUGUUUGAAUCUCUAGAGACUGAAGUCAGAGUUAAUCCAGAAGAUUGUGGAGGGGAAAUCAGUGAGUUGUUAGCAAGAAGGGAUACAAUUGAAUCUGUCUUAAUAGAAAGUAAUCCUAUUUCUGAGGAGCAGUGUGCAAAACUUCUGACUCAGCUCUUGAUAACUGAAAAUUUUAAAUGUGAUGAAAUAGAAGGGAAAUUAAAUAAACAAAGCAAGGAAUUGGUGACUGAGACUUGCUUCAGUUCACUGAAGCAGGAAAAGAAUGUUGUGAAGAAAAAUGAUAUUUCAGAGAUCAUUUGCCAUCCUACUUCAGAAAUUGAAUAUAGAAGUGGCUUGGCUUUUUCUACUCAAAAGGACUUGGAGAAAUGCUGUAUAAAUAAUGAAGAAACCAAUUCUCUUAUGCAAGUGGGAAUUGGCUUGGAAUCCACAAGAUCUCCUGAUCUAAAUUUCAGUCUUCAGAAAGUUGCUGGUUUCCUUGAAACUAACUUAGCAGGAAAGGCUGCUUUUUCCUGUACCUGGGAAAACAAGGGACAUACAAAUUCCAUUAUGAGUAGUACAUUUAACUGUUCUUCAGAUAAUUUAGAAGAGGGUGCUGAGAUUCUGUCUACUGAACAAGUCAACAUGGGCAAAGAACCAGAUUGCCCUGAGAGAGAAUAUGUACACACAAGUGAAGAGAAAACUUCAGAUAAGGAGCAGCCAGUAGAUAAAGAAUCUCAAGCAUCUGUUAAAUCACAGAUCAUAUAUGCAACCCCUUAUAAGAAUGCUUUUCUCCGAAAGUUUGAUUGUCAAGAAUCAGGAUGCAGGACUUCUACGUGGAAGGUUAGAACAGGUCCUUCUAGAACUUAUUCACUAACAGGUGGGAGAGAAAGUAAAGAACUGAACAGUUUUGUGGGUUCUGGGAAAAAUGCCAUAGUAAAUUGUAAAAGUGAUUUUGAUAUGCCAGAGCAGAGCAAUGACUCUGAAGAAAAGGACUGUUCUAUACAAAAAGUGAAAUAUGUGAAGUGUUCUGAAUGCGUUCCAAUGUUUAGAAACAAACUGAGAGCUUCCAGCAGAAUUGCAUUGGAUGCUCUGGAAACUGGUGCAAUUGUUGAUGCUGAUUACCAAGUAUGUGAGCUUCAUUCAAUGAUGCACCCAGGAAGUACUUUCACAGUUAGUCACCUAAAAGCAGACACUGUCGUGGGUAUGAACACACACUGUGAACCAAACAACUCUGGAGAUACUGCAAAUGAGUGGUCAAGUGUGACUGGGGAGAGUUAUCCUGAAGACUCAGCCUCUUGGAAAAAAGAAUGUAUAUUACUAACCUCUGAAAAUACCGAGAGUGCUAAUGAACUCAUGGAGUCUAACAUAGCUGGAUGCAUCAGUCACAAUCAGGAAAGUCUAUUAAAACCUGGAACAUCAAAAGAAAGCCCCGUGACGCCAAAGGCUUCAAAAAAUAGGUUACCACUAUGCAAGAUGUUAAGCAGAUUCUCAGAAAAUUGCAGGCUGACUGUAAAAACCAGUAAAUUAAAUGCAAGAAUGUUAGCACUUGGCAAUUUCUUAGAAGAAAAUGAUUUUGCUAAACUUCAGUCAAAUGGGAAACAAGGUUUAUUACACAGUGUUGAUAUGGGGGUCUCAGUGUUUGAAGAAUAUAAUAAUAAUAAUCAAACUACUUGCAAUACAGGAGAAAGCAGCACUGAUGUUAUCAUAGAUAGUGGUACAAAAAAAAUUUUACUCAAUUAUCUUCCAAAACCAACCCUCUCUGAUGUAAGGUGCAGUUGUCAAACAGUUGGUCAGCUUUCUGAACCACAAAAGACAGUAUUUGAGAAGUUACAUAUGGUGGAAUCAGAGUCUUGUGCUCUCAAGAAGAGCAAUAAGCGGAAGUGUAAAGAGCAAGAACUAUCUGAAAUCUUGACUGUUUCUACCAAAACAACUGCCCAAGUAAUGCAUACCAAGAUAUCAAAGAAACUGGUUCAAGGUAAAAGAAAAACAAAGACUCUUAAAGUUACUCAGCCAGUUCUUGCAAAUGCUAAUACUUCUGUGACAAAAAAAUGCUCAUCUGAGAUGAUAAAUAAAAUCAUGGAAGAGAUAGGUCCUCCUCUCCCCCCCUUGCUACUGCCUUUGAUUGCUACUCCUCCAAAAAUUGCCUGUACUGUGUCCCCGGUAAUGUCUUCUACAGGUCAAUUCUCUCUGCUUUCCCCUCUUGAUGACCUGAUGUCCCCACUAGGCAGAACUCCUGUUCUUCCUCUCAUGUCCCCAUUAACAGGUACUCCAGCAGUAAAAUCUGCUAUUUUAUUUUCUCCUCCCUCAUCCUCAGAAAUGGCAGUAGGUAGAAGGAUUCGCUCCUCACCUUUGAAAUUUUGUACUUCCAUUCCAAAGCAUGCACUUCUUGUUCCAGGAAGAUUUCCUCUCUUUGCAGCAGUUGGUGCUGGUCCAGGUGCCCCUCAGGAGAACUCUGUGAAAAUAUUGGACACUAUGUAUCCAGAGCUGUCUGCAAGGGCAAGGACACUAAACAUUCUGAAAGGCAAUAUUCAGCUUAACCGAUGUACUUUUUCAGACAGCCAAAGUUUGCCAGGACCUGUGUCUCAAGUAGGUGGAUUCAAAGCAUUUGCAUCUACAUCAACUGCUUUUGUUAAAGCUGGGAGCAAUUUGAAAUCUGAUAGUGGCAAAGACGAAGACAAAGAUGUGCAAAAUCAGCAAUUCUUUUCAAAUCAUCUUGGAAAAAGGACACUGCUGCAGGUAUCUAUGCCAAGAAGUGCCAAAAGACUGAGACUGGAGAGUGAACCACCAAGGAUGGAGCCCAGUGAUGUUAUUGCUGUCAGAAAUACUAAAAAAACCAUCUCUGAAAUGCAGGAGGCUUUCCAUGGUAUAACCUAUGAAAUCAGUGAUUCAUCACAGUGUUCCAAUUUAGAAGAAUCACUACCAGUAAAGAAGGAUUCUGACUGCCAGAAAGUUUCUUUGGCAUUAAAGAAAGUUGCUGAAUCCUGUUUUGACUUGUUACCAGUUAUCAAAGGUCAUGUGUAUGUUGGUAAUAUCUCAAAGAUUCCAGUAAUGAGAGAUGAAGAGAGAGAAGUUGUCUAUGAAUUUGGUAUAAAAAACAAGCAUUUAGCAGAGUCCUUGCUGUGUGUUAUUCUCAAUAAGCUGAAGGCUCAGAAGAAUGCCCCAAAUUAUAAUUUCAGUCAGGCUUUGUGUCGACUCUAUGCAGGAAUUUGUCGACAGUUGGGAGAUUUGGAAAGAGCCCGCCUUUUCUGCUAUAGUCUACUUAAAGAAGACUAUCCAGACUCAGAAAAAUUGAUUUUAUUUAUCACAAAUGUAUGGUCUGACAUAUUUGUCUUCCAAGGUGCAAUUAACAAAGCUAUGCAAUUAGUUGUCAGGAAGAGUGCAAGCAAUGAGAUGCUGGCCUGUUUAAGUGCUUAUCUCAACUGGGAACAGAGUUCAUCUUUAGAUGCUGGUAUUAUGGUCUCAAACCUGCUUUUAGAAAUGCAGUCAUGUACAAAAGUAGAAUUUCACCUGCAUGAGCAGUAUGGAGAAGAUCUCAGUGAAGAUGCUUGGCAGUAUAUAUUUGCUGUUGAUUUACUCUGCUCUCAUAUGAAGUGGAAUUGGACACAUGAUAAUGUUAUAAGCAAAGUGCUUUGGCCUUCUAUGGAUAACUGGAUAAAGAAGAGAAAGGGGCAUGAAACUGCUCAAUCAAUUCGUGAUAGUGUUAUAGCAUUGACACUCAGGCUAAUUGGUCGAUUAGGACAAAUAGGUUUGAAGGAAGGCUAUCUUGCUGCAGUGAAGAAUAUUAGUUCAGUAAUUGGACUGUUUGUACAGCAUGCAAAAGAGGAAGCUAUUCCUUGGGGUGUGCAGCUGGCAGCCGUAUAUUCACUAUGUGACUUAGGUUCAAGCAAUCCAGAAGGUAUUGUUGAGGCCAUCCAUACCUGGAGAGCAAAAGUUCAUUACAACAUCCCUUCUGCUAUCACAGAUGGCAUAGCUGAAAUCACCUCUCUGUGUGAAAUGGAGCUAUACUAAAAUGUAGGGAAGUGGACUGAUCCAAAGGAAAAAGUGCCUUACCAAUUAAGCAGUAGUUGUUUCCAGUUGAAAACCAUACCAAGUGGUGUGUCUUCUUGUAUUUCAUGCUUUUAAUAAGAAUGUCUGAUCAUACAAAGCAAGGUCAAGUAUUUUAUUUGGCUUUUCUCUUUGAAGGAAGAGUUUUUAUAAAAUAAAAAUACUUGCUUUUCCUAGUAGCUGAUUAGUGAUUUGAAAAUGAGUGCAUCUUGAACUCCUGAUAUGUUUCUGGUUUGAUGACAAUAAAAAUCAGUAACAGUUUUCAUUUUUCUACCUACAUCAGUUUGGAGUAUGGACUAUUUGACAGAAUAUUCAGCAUGACUUGAAAACUUGGCUCUGUUAUUUUUUACCAUUUUUAUAAAGUAACCAUUCAGAUAGCAGAGCAUUCCCCAGAUUCUGCUUCAUUUUGCUUGGGUUAUCUUAUAAACUUAAUUUAAAAUACUUGUGGAAAACACGUAGGAAUUGACUUUUUUUGUAGCCAUCAUGUAUGGAGUAACAUACUAAAUAUCUAAACUUGUAUAUAUGGUGUAUUCUGAUGUGUCUCACAUUUGAUAUUUUUUCCACUUGGAGAAUUUUGUGUAUGUAAAUAGAGAGUUGGUUAAAAAAAAGUUCAUGUUCUAAUGAUAGCUUCACUACACUCAGUUUUUGUAUCUUUCAUAAUAAAAGAGGUGAAUACUAUUGUGUUCUUGUUGACCUUUUAAAUAACCCAGAGCUAACUGUGUUUCUAGCUUAUACAAAUACUGUUUUGGGGGGCAGCAGGAAAUUGCCUGUUGAGGUAAUUUCACUGAAUGAAUUGUCCAUAACAUUGCAGUUCUGGACAUCCCUCCCAAAGUUUCUGGUAUGCUUUAGAGGCUUGGGAAGUAGAUUCAAAAAACUAUGGAAAAUUUGUAUUUUCACUCUGUGGUUGUGCCCAUGUGAAGGGGGUGAGCUUUGCUAAUGCAGAUUCUUAUUGUAAUGGGACCUAGCUUCUGACAGAGUUUUGUGGUGCUGAUACGCAUUGUGAUUUUUGUGCCUCAUCUAAGUAUGACUACCAGUGGAGUCUCCUAGCCCUCGUGAGUUUCUCUCCUCUGAGGUGAAACUGUGUAGAGCAAAGUGGCCAUUGAUUUCAGUUGCAGCUAUAGCUGCUUGCACUCUGGACCUCAGUGAGCUUACCACAAACAAUUCAGUCAAUGAAAAAUAAUCUAAUAGAAUUGGUGAUACCUGUGCACAAUAGGCAUUGCUACAGAUGUCUGUCAUGAGGGCUUCCAAUUUGCCUCAGGUUGAAACUGUAUGAUGUCUGGGACUCUGCACAUUUUGGUGAUAGUGAGGCCUUUGAAGAUUUUAUGUGUAGCCUUCAUUUACCCUUCUUGCACUGAGUACAAAAUAUCUGAAGUGGAAGAAGUCAAAAGAAAACACAGGUUGACAAUAAAAGAAAGUAUGGAUCAUAAAUCUGAAAACUAAAGGAAAUGGGAAACAGAACGAAUAAAAAAACAAAGUAGGAAACAAAGUGAGUAGAGGAUCACAGAUGCUUCAGUGCAAAAAUAUUGCAACCCAAAAAUCUUCACAGCAAAUAGAAACACCCAUUUACUUUAGACUUUGUAUAAAACACUGAGAUUUGAAGUAUGUGAGAUUCACAGGAGAAAUGUCAGAAUUUUCCAAGCAAAAAAAUAUAAAACUAUACUAAUUUAAACCAAAUGAAAAAAAAAAAAAGAAUUCAACCUACCCUCAAACCAUUUUCAUGAGAAAUAUUCUGCUUAUGUAAGAAAAAUUUUUGUGUGUACUGGAAACAUAUAACUGAUUUUAAUUCUCUGUCCCUCUCUACUGCCUGCCUAAUCAAACUGCAUUGGAAUAAGUAAACUUAGAAUAAUUAAUACUCUGAAGGUGUUUGCUUCUGUUAAGUACUAAUCACUCAUCAUUCAUCAAAAAAUACUUGUAACUCCCACACACACUGUCAAAUUUACCAUAUUUAAAAAGCUAUAAAAUGUUGAUAUCCAUAAAGGAUAGUGAUUUUCAGUAUAUGGAAUGCUUUAUCCCAUCUCAAUAUUUGUUCAAAGUACUAAAGUCCCAUUUUGUUCAAAAUAGCCAUUAAAACAGGGAUUUACAGGUUUCUAUCAUCAUUUGCAGCUUUUUGCUUUUUUUUUGUUCUCACACAAAUAUUGAGUGUGUGGCUUGUCCAAAACUAUGUGUAUCAGGAAAUGUUCAAGAUUUCACUUCCUCCAUGCCUUCUCAUAUUCCUAAACUAAAACAUGAAAAACUGUCUUAACUGCUAAGACAUUACUGUCAACAAUACAAGGCUAGACAAAAUGCUAACAGUCAAAAUUCAUGUUAGAUUAAAAUACUCAGCUUUAGCAGUUCUCCUGACUCAAAUACAGAAGACAGUAAAAAUCUAUAAUAGUUUAUUUAUAAGGGUAAUUCUGACUAUAGGCUUCUGAGUUCAUAAUAGUAUCAUUUGAUACUUGAAAAAUCCCUGAUAUGUAUUGACUCCAGGAAAAGAAACUUGUCAUAAAUAUUGGAGAGCAGUGUAACUUUGUCUAUGUGUAGAUGAACAGGAUACUGGAAUAAGUUGUUAAAGAAAAAAAUUUAUUUAUUUUUCUUGUUUAGUUGCUUUCAUACUAGAAGUUAUUUUUAGAGUGUCUGAAUCCUAACAUGUUGUACUGGCAGAAUUAUUUGAUUGUUUACUCAGUCCCUUGCUGGAAUACAAAUUUUGGACAUACAUACCUUUUAUUUAACUUUGUUUCUACAAAAAGUAGCAUCUUUGGGCUAGGCUAUGUGGUACACCACUAGAGUAUUUUCCAGGAUGAUUUUGCCUCUCGACGUAUAGUAGGAAAUAUUUUUCAGUGUGAAUUAUUUCUUCAUAAAAUAAAAAAAUGUUGGACUCUGGACUGCUUAAAGUUAAUCUCUAGUUAUUUUAUCAAACCCUCUGAUACUGAUGUAUGGUCUGUCCUAGCUUCUGCUUUCACCUGCCUGUUUUGAACAAAAAGGAUUUCUUAUCUGGACACUAGAAUAAGACCAAAGCAGUUGUGAGUUUUCCAGUUUGAAAUGACUAAGGAAAUUACAUGCUGUACUCUGUUUUAAUUAAUGAAACUGCACGUAUGAGUGGAAACCAGUCCAGAAUACCUGAAGAUUUGUUAUAAAGAAGCUGAAAUUACAUGGUUAAAACACUUUGGAGUAUCACCAUUUAGCUUACAUUCUUCCCACUAUACCUAAUUUUUCACUUCAAGAAAAGUCAGAGACUACUCUCAAAAGAUGGACAAAUUAGCAGGAAGGAUUUCUUCAGAGACAGGGUUUGUGAUUACACUGUUACUGGCCUGAAUAGGCUGAAGUCUUGUUUUGCAAAAUUCUGAAACUCAUUUAACUGUUCAGGAAAUCCAUGAAAGGCUGAUGAUUUUGGGUGCUCUGAGCCCAUCUAUUGCAUUCAAUUUAAUGCAACUCACAUUAUGAAAUUACUUUUUGGACUAUUUAAGUUGAAAUUUUGAAAAAAACAUUCUGAAGCGUAAUAAAACAAAUAGGUAGGUAAUGGGAGUUACGAAGAAAAUAAGAUAGAUAUUUAUGCAAAUGGCCUGAAGUUAAAUUAUUUUGAAUUUUAGUCUCAAAUUGCUCAAAUUCCUUCAGCUGCCACAUCUUCCUAGAGAUGUCUAAAUGUUUGCUACUGAGAAUUGCCUCUGUUUUCUGAAUAAAACCUGCAUCUUGUUGCCAUACUUUGACUAGAAUAGAAUGAAUUCUGACAUGGUUUAAGCAUCAAGUAGGAGAAAGCCAAGUACUUGGCGCAACUUGUCUCCUGGGGCUUCACAUACAGUUACAAGCCUGUCUCCAAAAAGCUUUUGAUGGUCACAGAAAAACAGAAUGAACUAGGUUGGAAAAGACUUUUAAGAUCAUCUAGUUAACCUAUGACCUUACACCUCAUCAACCACUAAGUGCCAUCUCCAGUCUUUUUUAAACACGUCCAGGGGUGGUGACUCCACCAUCUCCCUGGGCAGAUGACUCCAGCACGCAAUCACUCUUUCAGUGAGGAAUUUCUAACAUCUAACCUAAACUUACCUUGGCGCAGCUUAUGACUGUCCACACAUUCUGUCAGUUGUUGCCUGGGAGAAGAGAUUGACCCUCACCUGACUACAAUCAUCUUUCAGGAAGUUGUAGAGAGUGAUGAGGUGUCCUGGGUUGGCAAUAUAAGGGUUAUAUCUCCAACCGUCUGUUCUAUUAUGCUGAAUAAUAAGCUUUGCACCUUUAAGACUUGUUCUGAGAGCGAGGGAGGGGAGAGAAGAAGCGUGCAGUUUGUUUUCAGACACUGUACUCCUCAAUAUGCCCGUGACUAGACUAUGUUGUCUGCAGAUGGACAGACUGCAGGACAGAGCUCUCCUUUGCUUUUAGUUAGUUUUAACUAGCUGAGGCAGUGAAGUUCCCUGGACUGUGGUUUGUCUUUUCUUUGGACCUGUUUAAACCUGCUCUGGACUGAACACCCAGAGGAGCACCGGCAGCUCACACCUGUGGCCCACCACGCCGGGCCUGGCCUGCAACAAUUCCACUGCUGGAGGGACUGAUCAGAGACUGAGUGAGCUAAGCUACAGCCCACGAAGGGGACUUUUUGGAGUUUGUAAUUUCUUUUGAAGUGGCAAGAAGUUUUAUUGUUUAAUAUUGUUCAUUUUUUGUACUAGUGAAUGCUUUGUCUGUUAAAUAAACAGCUUUUUCCACUUUUCUCCAAAGAAUUUUUUUUCCUGAACCAGGUGGGGGAGGGGCCGCUUGAAUUUGCUUUCUAGAUGAAACACCUUUAGGGGUUUUUCUCCCAAAAUUGCCCAAUUGCCUUACCCUAAACCAAGACAAAUACAGUUAUUAACACUCAAUGUGGGGCUCCAGAAAGUGGAAGAAUCCUGUACUAUUACAUUUUAGUUGUACUUACUCUAUAUUGUGAUAAAGCAGUCAGUAACCAUGUUGCUGAAAUUCAUAAUGUCUCUCAGGGUGGAGGCCUUCAUGUAUUUCUGAUCCCUUAGUUUUCUUGAGGUUUUAAUACCUUUCUGGUCCCUAGUAUUAUUUUCUUAUCCAAAAAUAACAACAAUAUUCUCCCUAACAUAUAGUUUUUACAGUACAGGAACACAGAAUAACUAUUUUGCUAACCUCUGUAAUAAUGAUUUAUAGAGAGUUUACAAAAGUGUAGGAGAGACAUUCUGUGCUGUUCUUGUGAGCCAGCAAAAGCCUCCUGAAGAUAAAGGAAAGCCCCAUAUCUCUCCUGAGGAAGACACCAAGGUUGUCACCAUGGAGACGUGAUGAAGGAAAGAAAGUUAAGAGAUACAGACUCUAGCUGGCUCAAAGAAUGACGUGGCUCCUUGGUCACCCACUGAGAACUUUGUUUCUUUCCUAUAACCAAUGAGCAGUGAAUGUGUAUGUUGGAUGAAUGUAAAUAUCUUGAAAAAGUAUAAAAGCAACAUGUUGCUGUAAUAAAUCUCUCUUGCACCCUUC